Peromyscus californicus insignis is the source of this 3653-nucleotide messenger RNA. RefSeq names its product stromal antigen 3 (gene Stag3). Gene Ontology annotation, biological process: sister chromatid cohesion. The record is from RefSeq and is a predicted model, not a curated record. Gene Ontology annotation, cellular component: chromatin; nucleus; cohesin complex. Lineage: Eukaryota; Metazoa; Chordata; Mammalia; Rodentia; Cricetidae. Gene Ontology annotation, molecular function: chromatin binding. Bases 1 to 3297 code for a protein of 1098 amino acids. The transcript is spliced from 30 exons.
AUGGGGUUCCAGGAGCUGAACUCUGGUCAUCAGGCUUUGGUGGUGGCAAAGCAUCGGAAGAAGCGGUCCCGAAUAGUACGUAGUGGGAAUGGCAAGAAUGAAUCAGUGCUGCCAACCAAUGAUCUCUUUGAUGCUGUGAAAGCUGCCAAAUGUGACAUGCAGGACUCAGGGGACUAUCCCCUAAUGGCUCCAGGCCCAUCCUGGAAGAAGUUUCAGGGAAGCUUCUGUGAGUUUGUGAAGACAUUGGUCUAUCAGUGCCAGUACAGCCUCCUCUAUGAUGGCUUUCCUAUGGAUGACCUUAUCUCCCUGCUCGUUGGCCUCUCAGAUUCCCAAGUCCGCGCCUUCCGUCAUACUAGUACCCUGGCUGUUGCUCUCCAAUUGAGUCUGCACAAAGACAACAAUCAGCGUCAGUAUGAGGCUGAACGAAACAAGGGGCCAGAGCGGAGAGCACCGGAGCGACUGGAGAGUCUGCUGGAGAAACUGAAAGAGUUCCAAGAGAAUCAAGAGGAGAUAGAGGGGAUGAUGAAUGCCAUCUUCAGAGGUGUUUUUGUCCAUCGGUACAGGGACAUCCUUCCUGAGAUUCGUGCUAUCUGCAUCGAGGAGAUUGGGUGUUGGAUGCAAAGCUAUAGCACCUCCUUUCUUAAUGACAGCUACUUAAAAUACAUUGGCUGGACCCUGCAUGAUAAGCACAAGGACGUCCGCCUAAAGUGUGUGAAGGCUCUGGAAGGGCUGUAUAGCAACCAGGAGCUGAGCACACGCAUGGAACUCUUUACCAACCGCUUCAAGGACCGGAUGGUUUCCAUGGUCAUGGACAAAGAGUGUGAAGUGGCAGUGGAGGCUAUCAAGUUGCUGACCCUUAUCCUGAAGAACAUGGAGGGAGUGCUGACCAGUGCAGACUGUGAGAAAAUCUACUCCAUUGUGUACAUUUCUAAUCGUGCCAUGGCCUCUUCUGCAGGGGAGUUUGUGUACUGGAAGAUCUUCUAUCCUGAGUGUGAGGCAAAAUCAGUGGGUAGCAGUGAGCGACGCCGGAGUCCACAAGCCCAGAGGACUUUCAUCUGCCUUUUACUGUCCUUCUUUAUGGAGAGUGAGCAUCACAACCAUGCUGCUUACUUGGUAGACAGCUUGUGGGACUGUGCAGCGUCUUACCUGAAAGACUGGGAGAGUCUGAUAAGCCUGCUACUGCAGAAGGACCAGAACCUGGGUGAUAUGCAGGAGAGAAUGCUGAUAGAAAUCCUUGUGUCCAGUGCCCGGCAAGCUGCCGAGGGUCACCCACCAGUGGGGCGCAUCACAGGGAAGAAGGGUCUGACUGCCAAAGAACGCAAGCUUCAAGCUUAUGACAAGGUGAAGCUGGCUGAGCACCUCAUCCCUGUCUUGCCCCAGCUCCUAGCCAAGUUCUCAGCAGAUGCAGAGAAUGUUGCUCCCCUGCUCCGGCUGCUCAGUUACUUUGACCUCAGCAUUUACUGCACUCAGCGCUUGGAAAAGCACUUGGAGCUGCUUCUGCAACAACUCCAGGAGGUGGUGGUGAAGCAUAUAGAACCUGAGGUGCUUGAGGCUGCAGCACGUGGCCUCUAUCUGCUCUGUAAGCCAGAGUUCACCUUCUUCAGCAGAGUGGACUUUGCCCGAAGCCAACUAGUGGAUCUUCUGACCGAUAGAUUCCAGCAGGAGCUUGAUGACCUAAUGCAGUCGUCCUUCCCGGAUGAGGAUGAGGUAUACAGUCUGACAGCCACUCUGAAACGUCUCUCUGCGUUUUACAAUGCUCAUGACCUGACUCGCUGGGAGAUCUCUGAACCAUGUUCUCGACUCAUCCAGAAGGCUGUAGACACGGGAGAAGUUCCUCACCAGGUGAUUUUGCCGGCCUUGAGUCUUGUUUAUUUUUCCAUUCUCUGGACAGUAACGCACAUUUCAGAGUCUACUUCCCAUAGGCAGCUGAUGAGUCUGAAGAAAAGAAUGGUAGCCUUCUGUGAACUUUGCCAGAGCUGCCUCUCAGAUGUAGACCCAGAGAUCCAGGAGCAGGCUUUUGUCUUAUUGAGUGACUUGCUUCUCAUCUUCAGUCCUCAGAUGAUUGUAGGGGGACGGGAUUUCCUUAGGCCCCUUGUCUUUUUUCCGGAAGCUACUCUCCAGUCAGAACUAGCCAGUUUCCUCAUGGAUCACGUCUUUCUCCAGCCUGGAGAACUGGGCAAUGGUCAGUCUCAGGAGGAUCAUGUCCAGAUAGAGCUUCUGCACCAGCGGCGCCGCCUGCUUGCUGGGUUUUGCAAGCUGCUGCUCUAUGGGGUACUGGAGCUAGAUGCAGCCUCAGACGUUUUCAAACACUACAACAAGUUCUAUGAAGACUAUGGUGACAUUAUCAAGGAAACAUUAACUCGAGCAAGACAAAUUGACCGGUGUCAGUGCUCUCGGAUCCUGCUCCUGAGCCUAAAACAGCUGUACACAGAACUGAUGCAGGAGCAGGGCCCUCAGGGCCUGACAGAACUGCCAGCCUUUAUCGAGAUGAGGGACUUGGCCAGGAGAUUUGCCUUGAGCUUUGGACCCCAGCAGCUUCACAACCGAGACCUUGUGGUCAUGCUGCACAAGGAAGGCAUCAAGUUCUCAUUGUCUGAGCUUCCUCCUGCUGGCUCUUCUAGUGAGCCACCAAAUCUUGCAUUCCUGGAGCUCCUUUCAGAGUUCUCCCCCCGCCUCUUCCAUCAGGACAAGAAACUACUACUAUCCUAUCUGGAAAAAUGUCUGCAGCGUGUCUCCAAGGCACCUAGCCAUCCCUGGCGUCCAGUUACCACCUACUACCACUCCCUCAACCCUGUAGAGAACACAGCAGAGGCCAGUCCUCAGGGACCCCCCUACUCCAAGAAGAGGCGUGUUGAAGGUCCCUGUAGGCCUCAAGGAAAAGAGCCUUCAUCCCAGGAAGAAAGCCUUCAACUGAACAGUAGCCCCCCAACACCUACCCUUACCUCCACAGCACUGAAGAGGAGGCAGUCCCUGAGGCCAGUGGGCCAGAGGCAAAAAGGUAGACCAGGACCAGGACCAGAGAUGAUCAGCAGUCAGCAACUCUCAGGCACCCAGAGGUUGAAGAUGUCAAGUGCACAGUCUCUCCAGAUUCAUUGUGAUCCUUCAGGCUCUGGUUUGGGCAAGCAACUAACCCGACUCAGCCUUAUGGAAGAGGAUGGGGAAGAAGAGCUAGGACUUCUGGAUGAAUCAUGUGAAGAAUGGCAAGGUGGAGACAAGCUGCUUCAUAGCCCUUCUUCUUCCAGUGAGCGUGGGCUGGACCUAUUAGAUACUACAGAGCUGAACAUGGAGGAUUUCUGAUGGAACUUUGGGCCCCUCCCCUUCUCUACUUCCCACUUAAAGGCCAUGAGUGAGCAGAAGGAAGGAGUAAAAUGAAGUAUUCCUUUGGGCCCCAGCCAAGUACUUUAAAGGAAAGAGAAAUGGCCUUGUUUUUCAAACCUCCAUUUCUUUCUGAAGUGGGGGCUAUAUAGAGAAGCCAUGAGCCCUGUCAUCCUUAAUGCACCAGAGCUCUAUGCUUCUGCCUGUUUGCAGGGUUGGAGUUGGGUAGGGGGCUUCACCUCAGCACUGGAGUUUAGUAAACCUUUGGUUUUCUAUUUGGUACUUCUUCCCAGAAACACUGCCAAGCUCUAAAUACAAUCUCUCAAUAAACAUGUUCA